AUGCGGUCGCCGGUGUACAAGGAGACUGUCGCCCACGACGCAGCGCAGAAGACUAACGAUGAGCAGCACGAGGAAACUGACGUGCUUGAUGGUGCGCCCGUCCCAAAGGAGAGCGCGGUUGCCGACGCCAAGAAGAGUGACGCCGACGCCGGUGCGAAGCUCAUGACGGUGGAAGAGAAAGCGAUGGGAUCCGUGCCGUGGGCGACAUACUUGGCGUACUUCCGCAGCUGUGGCGGCAUCAACACAGCGCUGGUCGUGCUGCUCAUCUUCUUCUUCACGGAGCUGCUGACCGUGUCGAGCAGUGUGUGGCUCUCCAUGUGGUCCACAAAGCACUUUGACAUGUCCGCCACGGCGUACCUCAAGGUAUACACGGUGCUGGUUCUGCUGGGGACCGUCACGGUGCCGCUGCGCUUUAGCAUUGCGUACACGGCGAUGCGGCGGGGCUCACGCAACCUCCACCGCCUCAUGCUGCGCUCUGUCUCUACUGGCACCAUGCAGUUCUUCGACACGACCCCGCUCGGUCGCAUUGUCAACCGCUUCUCACGCGACAUUGACCGUAUCGAUGAUGCUCUGCAGAUCACCUUCAUCUUCCUGUUGCAGGUGAUCUAUGGCAUAUUCUCAUCGAUCGGCGUGACGGUUGUUUCGCAGCCCUACGUUCUCGUUGCCAUUAUUCCAACGGGGUACGUGUACUACAGGCUGAUACUCUUUUACAACGCUUCCAACAGAGAGAUACGCCGCGUAGGCAGCACUGUCAAGGCCCCAAUGCUAUCGCUCCUCGGUGAGGUGCUCGUUGGCACCUCAACCAUCACAGCAUUUGGGCGCGUGUCCUCAAUUAUGAAGGAGUCGUUGCGUCGUAUCGAUCUUGUGUACGCGUCGUCAUUUAUCGAAAAUGCGACAAACCGUUGGCUGGGGGUCCGCGUGGAAUUCCUCAGCAAUUUGGUGGUUGUCAUCAUCGCCCUCGUGGGUGUCAUUGGGACGAUGGCGCAGUUAAGCACGCACAAUGUGGGUCUUGUCUCACUCAGCCUCACCAUGGCGCUGGCGUCCACACCACAGCUGAACUGGCUCGUGCGUAUGAUUGGCAGCACGGAGGCUGACAUGAACAGUGUCGAGCGCAUUCUCUACUACACCGAUCAUGUUGAUCGCGAGGACAUGCCUGAGAUCUCGGCGCUUGUGGACGAGCUAGAGAGCAAGGGACAACAGGCCAGCAAUGCCGCAACGACUGUGGUGAUUGAGGGCGGCGACAGCCACAACGGCAGCAGCGGUGAUGUGGCGCGGCGCCCCGAAGCAAAGGCGGGCUGGCUAGAGUUCCGCGCGGUGGAUAUGCGGUAUCGCGCGGGGCUGCCGCUGGUGCUGAACAAGGUCAGCUUCCGCAUCGAGCCGCAGCAGAAGGUGGGCAUCGUGGGCCGCACCGGAAGCGGCAAGUCGACGCUGCUGCUGACGUUCAUGCGGAUGGUGGACAUCAGCGGCGGCGAUAUCAUUGUGUCGGGGCGGCCGAUCCGCGCGUACGGGCUGCGCGAGCUGCGGCAGCUCUUCUCGAUGAUCCCGCAGGACCCGGUGCUCUUCGACGGCACGGUGCGCUCGAACCUCGACCCGUUCCUAGAGUCGACGCCGGAGGAGGUGUGGCACGCUCUGCAGUUGGUGGGGAUGCGCGAGCGCGUGGAGGCGGAGAGCGGCGGCAUCGACAGCCACGUGCAGGAGGGCGGGUCGAACUACAGCGUGGGCCAGCGGCAGCUGCUGUGCCUCGCACGCGCCUUGCUGAAGCGCGGCAGCAGCUUUAUCCUGAUGGACGAGGCCACCGCCAACAUUGACCACGCGCUCGACCGGCAGAUCCAGCACACGGUGAUGACCGCCUUCGCCUCGCACACCGUCAUCACCAUUGCACACCGCCUGCACACCGUCGCGGCGUACGACAAGAUCAUUGUGAUGGACCACGGCGUUGUCGCGGAGGUGGGCGCCCCGCGCGAGCUCGUGGCCAAUCCAUCGUCAAUGUUCCGCGCGAUGGUGCAGGCUCUCGGUCCCGCGGGGGAGGCGGAGUUCCGGGGCCUCGUCCUGUCACAAUAG
Molecule: messenger RNA, 2061 nt
Organism: Trypanosoma grayi
Lineage: Eukaryota; Euglenozoa; Kinetoplastea; Trypanosomatida; Trypanosomatidae
Product: putative multidrug resistance-associated protein
Exons: 1
Coding region: 1-2061 (686 amino acids)
Biological process (GO): transmembrane transport
Cellular component (GO): membrane
Molecular function (GO): ATP binding; ABC-type transporter activity; ATP hydrolysis activity
Source: RefSeq, a predicted model, not a curated record